Messenger RNA from Gossypium raimondii (Peruvian cotton), 2122 nucleotides. Its product is annotated as transcription factor PCL1. The transcript is spliced from 2 exons. Gene Ontology annotation, biological process: regulation of DNA-templated transcription. Gene Ontology annotation, molecular function: DNA binding; DNA-binding transcription factor activity. Gene Ontology annotation, cellular component: nucleus. Lineage: Eukaryota; Viridiplantae; Streptophyta; Magnoliopsida; Malvales; Malvaceae. The record is from RefSeq and is a predicted model, not a curated record. The coding region runs from base 539 to 1579 and encodes 346 amino acids.
AUCCAUGUCUCUCUCCAAAUACGUUCCACCAGGAUUUUCUUCUCCCCUUGGUUAGUCGGAUUAAAAAUAAGGAACGAAUGGCAAAACCGUAUUCCCCAAAACAUCCUUAAAACUGCACCUACUUUGCUUACUUGGCCACUUCUCUUCCAAUCCAACCAUGUCCAUUUCGGUAAUAAAAGACAUACGAUCCAGCGCGACCGACUUAAUUGGUACCACCCACAAAUCACUUGCGUGUCAGAAUGUAAUUGGACGAUCCUGAUUUUGAUACUUAUUAGGAUGUAGAUCCUUCAUAUUUAGCAGAUCAAAUAUAUCUGGCUAAGUCGUCCACGUUGGCACUACCACUAGACUAAUCUGGAAAGAUAUUGCACUUUUUUCUCUUUCUCCUUUUCCCUUUUUUUUUUCCCCCUGACAAACAGCCCUCAUUUUAGCACAAAAUAUCUUCUGCUUUCACCCUCCUUUCUGUUCUAAAUAACACCCGAUAAAUUGUUCCAAAAGUUUUAAAAAUCUCUAAUUUGAAGGUCAAAAGCUGAAAAUAAGUAUGGGAGGAGAAGUGAAGAUUGGUGUAUUUGAAGCUAACGGCCGAGACGAUGAAGCCAUCGCAACCGCCACAGACGCCGUCGUUGACGAAGAGGAUGAUGUUAACGAAAGAGUUCUUGAAUGGGAGAUGGGAUUGCCUAACUGCGAUGAUUUAACUCCGUUAUCUCAAUUGUUAGUACCACCGGAGCUCGCCUCCGCUUUCAGCAUCUCUCCGGAGCCUCGUCGGACCGCUCUUGACGUCAACCGUGCUUCUCAGGAUACCCUCUCCUCCCUCCGCUCCACCGGAGCCCACUCUUCCACUACUAAUAACAAUAACAACAACAACAAUAAUAACAAUUUCCGUUCUUUUGAUGAUCCGAUGGUAGUUGAACCGGAAGGGGACGGCUCGGGUUCGGGUUCCGGGUCGGACCCGAAGAAAAUGAGGAUGAUGGAGAUUGCAGAGGAGGCGGAUUCAGCGGUUAGGACGGCGGAGAAUUCGGACGAUCCAUCAGGGAAGACAGUGAAACGACAGCGUUUGGUGUGGACACCGCAACUGCAUAAGAGAUUCGUGGAUGUGGUGGCCCAUUUAGGGAUAAAAAACGCGGUUCCCAAAACAAUCAUGCAGUUAAUGAACGUCGAAGGCUUGACCCGCGAGAACGUGGCCAGUCAUUUGCAAAAAUAUCGUCUUUACUUGAAAAGAAUGCAAGGAUUAAGCAACGAAGGCCCAUCAGCUUCCGAUCAGCUGUUUGCAUCAACGCCGGUGCCGCAGAGUAUGCAUGCGAAUGGAGCCGGCGUCGGAGGAGGAGGAGGAAUUGGUGUCGGUGGUGGUAGCGUGAAUAGUAAUGGGCAUGUUGGAAUGACUCUACCGAUGCUUUAUGGGGCAUCAAUGAUUCCAAUGCCGAUGCCGAUGUAUGGACCUGUUCAUCAAGGAGGAAAUCAUCAUCCUCAGAAUGGAUACGAAGCCAAUUCGUAUGGGAUGAUGCAGCAGAGAGAUUGGUCCGGCGGGAAUAAAUAUGGAUUCAGGAAACUUUUGAUCUGCUUGGUGUUCAUUCACUAUUCAUAGAUUUAUGAAAACAUACAAAAGUUAUGAGUUGUGUGGACUUAUUGGGCAUGGAUCGAAUUGGUUUGCUUUGGGCAAGUUCCCGUUUCUUUGUCAAUAUUCCUAUUUUGGGGAAUUUGUGGCAGGAGGUUGUGUUUAUCCAGUUAUACAGCUUGGUGCCAACCAAGGAUAGCGGAAGGACACAUGUUGAUCCUCCGCUUUUUCUGGAGUAGAAAUGCCACAUGAGGAAUUUCUGCCAGUGGUCACUCCAACCUCCAACUUGUGUUUCUACCCAAACUUUUAGCAAUGAAGAAUUUAACAAAUCGAGCUUGGGUACUUUAUACCAUUGUUUUAUGUAGUUUUGUUGGUUUGAGAUUUCAGCUACUUUAUUCCCGAAGUUCAAAGUUUCUUGGUUCAUUGGAGUGUCUGCACAUCCUCAGGCAUUUUAUAUGGUCCCCUCCACACAUAUGGAUAAUGGAUACUCGAUAUCCUGAAUUACUUUAUUCUACCUUUUUAUGGGUAUGAUUGAGAAUCCCCAAGUUUCAUAUGGAACUUAGUUUGUGGCAA